This is a messenger RNA of Apis dorsata (giant honeybee), 3896 nucleotides long. RefSeq names its product disks large-associated protein 4-like. Gene Ontology annotation, biological process: signaling. The record is from RefSeq and is a predicted model, not a curated record. The transcript is spliced from 13 exons. Gene Ontology annotation, cellular component: postsynaptic specialization; glutamatergic synapse. NCBI's taxonomy places the organism in Eukaryota, Metazoa, Arthropoda, Insecta, Hymenoptera, Apidae. Bases 50 to 3061 code for a protein of 1003 amino acids. Gene Ontology annotation, molecular function: molecular adaptor activity.
AUAUAUAUAUAUAUAUAUAUAUAUAUAGAAAGACGCGAAGAAAGGAAGAAUGGAGGGAAGACCGAAAAUCGAAAUCGUCCGCGUACCUUCGAACGAGCGCGGUAACUUCCGGUCCUUAGACGGUGUCCGUAAUAAUUACGGCCACAUUCGUGUGGGCACGUACUAUCCGGAACCGGAAGUCAAAGUGGUAGUUUGUGACAGCAAACCGCCUAUCGAGCAAUCUCGGAAAUUUAAAAAGCAUUUGGGACCAGUUUCAAAAUUGCUUAGACGUCGUCAUCACGCGACAUAUCUUGCGACAAAAUCCUGUGAUAAUAUUUAUAGCGUGAAUAGAAGCACUAGCUCCUUAGACUGGAGGGUUAAUCAAACGACGAACGAGAAAGGCCUUCAAUCUCGUCAAAGCAAUAGCCUAGAUUGGCGGGUAGGAAGAUCAAUUAACAAAUUGCAUUGGAGGGACACUACUCGUAGCGCGGAACAGCUUUCAAGAAGUGGAGCAAUCAGUUCUGAUCACCUUCAAACACCCAGUACAAAAUCGAAACUCAUUUCGCUACUUCGACGGCUCUCCCCUCGACUCUCUCGACCAGGAAGCAAAAAUUCCUUGCAAGCAUCGCCGACCAUUUGUCCUUGGGUGCAGGUAGAAUACUCCUCGGAAUCGAUUAACGACGGAUUACGCGAGGAUUCGCAGGAAAAUGACGUGAGCUUCCAGAGAGAAUUGCAACUCAAUGAAUUGAGGAAACGCAUGGCUGGAAUCCCUACCACUUCUCAGGUUACCACAAAAAUCGUUAAGGAUGGGAAGGAACAGCAAAGUUGUACACAGAUCAGGAUACAAGUGCAAGAACCGGAAAACGAUUAUACUAACGCCUCAAACUCUGUGCACGAGGACCGCGGGGACGAGGAUCGUCGACGGGCCAGCGGUCAAACACGCGGUGGUGGCGGCGAGGUAGCGGGCCUGGAGGACGUCGGCGACUACUGCGCCGCGACGCGGACGCCGUCGGUCCCAGGCGCCGCCGGCAUCAGAGCGAACCGCCGCGCAAGGCCCCUCUCCCUUGCUGUGCAACCGCUUAAUUAUCGCCGCCUCGAUCCGGAUCCGAAAAUCGCCGUCAACAUCGUAACCAGCCACCAGCCCAACAGGACUAGCCAGGAGAGCAUCGGCAGCGGCAGUCUGGACGUCGAUCAAUCCGCGUCCGCCCGAUCAGAGAAUACCAUAGAUACUAUAUCGAAGAAGACGUUGCACAGUCUGAAUUUAUCUUGCAACGGUGACUCGGUUUCUUCGUCGGAUAAUCUGGCAAACGGUAGCAGUGAGACGCUGCAGAAGUCGCAUUUAACGCCAGAUGAGAAAUUAAACGUCAGCAAUGGUCAUCGAAGCAGUCCGGAACCAGAGCAGCUGACAGUGAAGAAACCUAGUUACUUGGGCCUGGCGUGUAGCAUCAGCGGUUAUUCCGGGAUCAACAGAUACGAUAGCAAACUCAGGGAAGGAUUUCGAUCGAGGGACAGUAGCCCUGGGACCAGGUUGAUCACUCGAGACACUAGCCCAGCAAGUUUCAGAUCGAACGAAUAUCUGAACGUACCGGCGCAUCCUCAUCCACCUAAGAGCCAAUCAAUUUCCCCUCUAGCUAUGGACAGACAAAACGGUUUCUCGAACGGUUUGAAGGAAGAGUGUAAAGUGGAGGCUUACAGGGAAUCGAGAAACUCGAUAGGUAUAUAUCAGGGUUACUCGGAAGUCGACAAAGGCGUCUUGACGACAUUCCCUGAAAUUAGCCCGGUCAUAUCUUCCACACCUACGAAACGCAGCCCUGGAGUUUCGCAGAUGAUGUCUUGUAGCCAACAGAACAAACAUUUCUCGGUAACUUCCCCGAAGCGAGAUGCCGCCAGUCUUGCGAGCGCCUCGCUUAACGAAACGAACGUAUUGAACGGGUCGACGGAGGAAGUAGGUAGUCAGAUGAUGAGCAACACUCCGAGCAGCGAGAAAUCUUUCAUCCAACAGCGAGUGGAACGGCUGUACGGGCCCGGGGCUCUCGCCCAAGGUUUUUUCUUCAAACGCAGCACUACCAGGCUGAACACUAGCGAUACCAUUUCCAACAAGUCUAGUAACAACAACGACGUUUCGAUAGAGAACGCAAAUACGGAGGAAUCGUUGAAGAACUUGCCCGUGUUGAGACACCUGAGACCAGAGUUUCGAGCUCAACUUCCCGUGGUAAGCCCUAGAAGACCUACGGACGGCUCGGAACAAAUUCUCAAACCUCUGCAAAGGGUGUCGCCGGUGUCUCGAAAGGUCGAGCAGAAACCAAAAAUACCAGCUGCUACGAAUUUAGAUGGGAAUUUAACCGAUAGUAACGCGCAGGAAUUAAGUUCUAGCGUGACUAGCAUCCCGGAUCAACAGCCAGCUGCGCCAAAAGUAGUCUUACCUGUCUUAGAAUCGAGCGCCAGCUCGACAAAUGUGGCGAAACAGGUUCAGGAGGCGGAGAAAACGGUGGAAGAGAAAAAUGGACAUUACUUUAUGAAGUUGCUGAAACAGGAGACGGACAGACUGCUCUCUUUAGCCGCGUUAGCGGAAGCGGAAUUGGCCAGUAGUGGCGAUAGCGUCCCACUUCCGGAAGAGGCAGCCGGAAAAUUGCGCUCAGCCGCUGGCAAAGCUAGACUGCUCGCUUCCCAAAAGAUGCAACAAUUCGAGGGACUAUGCCAGAAAAAUAUCAACCAGGUACCUGGCGAGGAAUUCCCAACGACGAACGAAGAUCUGGCUGGUUUCUGGGACAUGGUGAUGUUACAAGUGGUCCAAGUAAACGAACUAUUCGAUCAGAUAGAAAAAUUACGCAGUUCUCAGUGGCAAGAGACCGUGCCGGAGAAAAAGACGAUUACUUCAAUUCCGCAGAAUGGUAGCACCGCAAAACGUCGCGUCCCACCAAUUCACAAAUCAAAAUCGACGGCCAACAGCGAGGCGAAUAAAAAAGCAAGGGAAGCGAGAGAACAAGCUCGAAGGCAAUUGAUCGAGGAGAAAAGACGAGCGAUGCGCUCGAAUGCGAAAAAUUCCGAGAAUACCGUAAAGAUCUUCGCCCCCGAUACGUAACGAAAAAAAAAAAAAAAUAAUAAUAAUAAUAAUGGCGGCGGAUCUGUUGAGUAAUUUUUAGCAGCGUUUUUUUGGUGACGCUUACGCCUCGAGCCAAAUCAAAUUGCGGUAUUUUUUAUGCAUUUUCUUGAACAACUCCGAAUCUCGUCGAGCUGUCUGGCGAACAAUUGGUCGAAGCUUUUUCAUUGGCGAUUAAAUACGAUGCUCAUUGGUUCGCGUUCGAGCCCGACAAGCCUAUGUUAUUAAUAGUUUGAUGACAAUUAAACGCCCAGACUGCUCGAUAUGGAGUUGAAUUAUAAACAAUUACCGAUAUGCUUCGAUUACAAUCAAACUCGCUUUAUAUCGUUAAAUAGGGUUGAGCGUUGUGGGGCACCACACGAGCAAUAAAAGGCCGAUUCAUGGUAUAUAAUUGAUAGAUAAUUAGGACGAUCGAUUUUUUUUAGAGAUUGAUUUUUAUAUAAAAUACGAAAAAGAACUGGAUCCAGAUUAAUACGAAAUGAAGUUUUUAAUGAUUUUAUUAAUGAUAUUUUAUUAAUGAUGUUUUUCGUCUCACGCUCUGUCUCACACACACGUUCGUUUCACUUCGAUUUUACACGCUGUGAUGUUUCGUGCUAAUCUUGUUACGUUUUAUAUCAAUUUACGCUCUCGUUCGAUUUAUAUAAUACGAUAUUUAACGUUCAAUCUACGAACGGAAUAGCACAGUAAUUUUGAGAGCAUUCUCGGCUCUUUGUUUCAUGUUUCUUUUUUGUAAGAUAAUUAUAUAUCGAGAAGAAAUCGAUGGGGAAGAAGAAGUUAUUCGAUGAGAAAAUAAAACAAUCCGGAUGAUAAAUGAAUG